Messenger RNA from Scomber japonicus (chub mackerel), 868 nucleotides. RefSeq lists its product as uncharacterized. NCBI's taxonomy places the organism in Eukaryota, Metazoa, Chordata, Actinopteri, Scombriformes, Scombridae. Bases 28 to 822 code for a protein of 264 amino acids. The record is from RefSeq and is a predicted model, not a curated record. The transcript has 6 exons.
GAGGCAGACUGAAGCAGUCCAAUCAAGAUGACAACAGUCAAACUGCAAGACACCUACAACAUGCAGGGCUUCCUCUCAGCACUGCCUGUGUUGAAUGAGACGGAGCUGAGGGAGGCCAGGCGUGGCUUCUCUGAGUUCGAGAAGGAAUUUGGUGAAGAGUACACCCAGUAUAGCCUCCAUAAUGUUCACCUUCAGUAUCCGUGGGUGAUGGAUUUGACCAAACACCCUCGUCUCUUGGAAGUGAUCACAGCCAUCCUGGGCCUGGAUGUCAUCCUACUGGACUCCCGCUUUAUCUGCAAAUACCCAGCACUCAAAUCAUCUGACACCCAGGAGAAUAAAGAGGAGGAAAGCAAACCUGCAGCUGGAGAGAAUACACUGCCAUAUGUGGCCUGGCAUCAGGAUAUGAGGUACUGGGGCAUUGCCGGUGGCCCUGUUCUGUCUGUAUGGCUCGCUUUGGAUGACUCACUGAAAGAGAAUGGUGCCCUUCAGGUUAUCCCAGGCAGCCACUGCUCUGGCAUGUUGCCCCACCACCAGGCCACCCGCCCUGGAAACAUGCUGACAGUCAAUCAGGAGAUCCCAGAGGAGCUGGUGCAAAGUGAGAAGGCUGUGCUUUGCCCCCUUUUAGCUGGGCAGAUGUCUGUUCAUGAUGGACUCCUUGUCCAUGCCAGUGAUCCCAACACAUCCCAGAGGAGGCGCUGUGGGUUUGUAAUCCGUUAUGUCCCCACCUGCGCUUACCCCAUACAGGAUCCUGAUCGUCCCAGGAAGUUUCACGCAACAAUGUUGGCCAGUGGAACGGAUCAGUUCAAUAAUUUCUCACACUAAAGCUCAUGAAAACUUCUUGUAAUCUUUCUGCUCACAAGAACAGUAA